AACACAGGCACAGAAGAGAAGUGAGGUGGUUUCUAAGUAUAUCACAAUUCCUUUUUACCAGUUGUUGCGAAGUUCCUUAGUGAAUAACCGAACUCAAGCCAAGGUGGCAGAAGAAUUGGGCAUGCAGGAGUAUGCCAUAACCAAUGACAAAACCAAGAGGCCUGUGGCCCUGAGGACCAAGACCUUAGCAGACCUUUUGGAAUCAUUUAUUGCAGCACUGUACAUUGAUAAGGAUUUGGAAUAUGUACAUACUUUCAUGAAUGUCUGUUUUUUUCCACGAUUAAAAGAGUUCAUUUUGAAUCAGGAUUGGAAUGACCCAAAAUCCCAGUUACAGCAGUGUUGCUUGACACUUAGAACAGAAGGAAAAGAGCCAGACAUUCCCCUCUACAAGUAAGUACUUGCUGUCUGCAGGACGUUGGACCCAUUGUGCUUAGAGUUGAUCUUCCAUAUGCUUUGAGAAAAAACUAACGGGGCAGCCAGAUUGUGAUAAGGCACCAGGGUUGAGACUUUCUGACUGUCAGUGUACCACACAGAAACUCUCUGGACUCUGAGUCUUAGCUGUAAGUAAGGGGUGCCUCAUGAUUGCUUCGGUGCCUUCUCUCAUCUCUAAAAUUAUCUGUGAACUACUGCCUGGCAGAGGCUACCAUAGUGGCUUAUACCUGUAAUCCCAGCUAUUUGGGAAGUAGGAAUCCACUGCGGUUUGAGGCUAACCUGGGCAAAAAUUAA
Castor canadensis (American beaver) is the source of this 726-nucleotide messenger RNA. The record is from RefSeq and is a predicted model, not a curated record. Lineage: Eukaryota; Metazoa; Chordata; Mammalia; Rodentia; Castoridae.